AUGUCACCUUCGACCACGUACUCGAAAUCCUCUGCUACCACUGCUGGACGCGGUUACCUGAACGGCUCCCCCUUGAAAUCGAAAUCUUUGGCUUCCGGCGUUGAUGGCAAAGCAGCAGGAGGAAUGGAGACCCUUUCGUUGAUUGAAGCUUCGAAACGCCUGGCGGCGUAUACUGCUGUUGACCAGCAUGUAAAACCUGAGCACAGGAUCAUUGGUAUUGGCUCGGGCUCGACUGUUCCGUAUGUGGUGGAUAGGAUUGUGCAACAGGGUGUUGAGCUUAAUGCCGGACGGGUGUUCAUUCCUACUGGCUUCCAAUCGAGACAACUCAUUGUUGCAGCAGGGUUGACCCUUGGCGAUGUGGACCAAUACCCAACAAUCGAUAUCACCAUUGACGGAGCUGAUGAAGUCGAUCAUAAUUUGAACUGUGUGAAGGGAGGAGGAGCAUGUCAUUUGAGAGAGAAAGUGUUGGCUGAGGCUGCUCAUACGUUCAUCUUGGUGGCGGAUUACAGGAAGAACGUGCAAUUUUUGGGAACGAACUAUCUCUCGGGUGUACCGAUAGAAGUCGUCCCGUUCGCGUAUAACAAGGUGUUGCACAACCUGCAUCAUUCGCUUGGAAGCCCAAAGGCUGCUCUGCGGAUGGCCAUAAAGAAAGCCGGUCCUGUCGUCUCGGACAACGGCAACUUCAUCAUCGACGCGCCCUUCACGCAGGAGCAACUGGCGGAUCCGUACACCGUUUUGGCACAGAUUAAGAUGUUGACGGGUGUGGUGGAGGUGGGGCUGUUCUGCAAGAUGGCCAAGGCUGCGUACUUUGGGAAUGAGGAUGGGAGUGUGACGGUUAGGUGGGACGAUGGGAGGGUGGAGGUUGUUCCUAGUGCUACGAGUGCGUAG
Molecule: messenger RNA, 888 nt
Organism: Coprinopsis cinerea okayama7#130
Lineage: Eukaryota; Fungi; Basidiomycota; Agaricomycetes; Agaricales; Psathyrellaceae
Product: ribose-5-phosphate isomerase
Exons: 6
Coding region: 1-888 (295 amino acids)
Biological process (GO): pentose-phosphate shunt, non-oxidative branch; D-ribose metabolic process
Cellular component (GO): intracellular membrane-bounded organelle
Molecular function (GO): ribose-5-phosphate isomerase activity
Source: RefSeq, a predicted model, not a curated record